AGCUCUGGAAUUCCAGUGCUGACGGGUCUUCAGCACUCGAACAAAGCCGUUCCGCACUGGAAUUCCUGUGCGGAAGUUUCUUCCGUACUGGGCCCCGAGUGCCGACGCCAGUUUCUCCACGAAUUCCGCACUGGGCGCCCAGUGCGGAACCCGUGACUUCGGUAUACUUGCCAAAAAAUUGAACAACAAAACACUUCAGAUUCAGAAGAAGACUUCAGGUCAGUUCCUCCUCAGAGAGGUGACACCAAGAAGGUUAUUCUUCUUGGUGACACCAAGAUUUCAACAAAGGCCUGUCCAGCAUGACAGAGCGGAGCUGUCGACCUGAAGACCUGUGUCCCCCAAGAUGUCAUGGCUGCCAGGCAGACAGAAGAACAGGUCUGGACUCACAGUGAUGUUGACAUGAUGGGGCCUAAGGACAUGCUGCUCCACUGUGCCAGGAAUGGGAAGAUUGAGUUGGUGGAAGAUCUGCUGAAGAGUAGAUAUGAAGGGAAGCUGCAGCUGGAUCUCAACUGCAAAGGUGACACAAAGUCCAACAAAGGUUGGAGCCCUCUGCACCUGGCAUCAUAUUUUGGCCACCUUCCAGUUGUUCGUGCAUUACUUAUGCAUGGUGCAGAUGUGGAUAUUGUGAAUGACCUUGGGGACACUCCGCUGCAUAAAGCUGCAUUAACUGGGAGGACAGAUAUGGUCACCCUUUUACUUCAGUACAAUGCAGAUGUGAAUGUAAUCAAUGGUGAGGGACACACACCAAAACAGAUGAGCCAUGCUGCUGAGGUUAAGAGGCUGAUCGAAGCUGCUGAAAACUCCCAGCAGCUGCAAGUGGAGGCGCAGCUGCUGUCAGCCGCCCGGGAGGGGCACCUGGAGCAGCUGGCUCACCUGCUAACAGGUACAAGAUCCCUGAAUAUCAACUGUACUGAUAUCAGUGGCAACACACCGCUGCACUGUGCUGCCUACAGGAACCAGAAGGAAGCAGCAGUUAUAUUAUUACAGCAUGGAGCAGAUCCUACUCUACGGAACAGUGGGGAUCAAACUCCACUGGACCUCGUGAGGACUGCCCAGAUGAGACAACUGUUGGAUGUUAAGCCUAUCAAAGACAUACAGAAGCAUGUCCAGAGGUUUGAGGGACUCUUGCUCAGGAGAUCCCGAUUUCUUGGCUGGAGAAGUUGUUGGGUAGUCCUUGAGAGGGGAGUUCUGUCAUAUUUUAGGAAAAGGGCUGAUGCUGCCAGUGGUGUGAAGAGGACAGGCUUCAAAUAUCUGAAUGAAGCUGUUGUCACGGAAAUUGAUACAGAUGAAAAUGAGUUCAGGUUGAAGUUCUUUGACAGCACAUUGCACCACUACAGUGUACCUCCGGAGACAUCGACACAGAUCUGCAGACAGAGGUGGGUGAACGCCCUUCAUGACCACAUCACAUUUAGUAACCAUUACACCCAGCAGCCCCAGAUGAGUGAUGAUGAUGAUGAAUUGAACACCCAGCCACUUGGGAACAUGGAGAAUGCACUACAGACGGCUCAUGCUCAUCAGCAGAUCCUGGAGAAGCAGAUUUCAGACAUGACGGCAGUACUGGAAGGGGUGGAUAUCAACAUGCAAGGACCAGUCACACAGAAGCUGAACCAGCUCAGAACCACCUCCCGAGACAUGUACACAGCCAUGACGCACUGUCUGUCACUUCUCACACAACAGGAAGAGGUACGGAAGGUUCGUCUGCAGCAGGAGAUAGAAAAAUCCCGUGUUCUACAAGACGCCCUACACGUCCUAGCCACCGAACACCAUCAGCUGGAGAGCAGCCUGUCCAGCACCUCCCGGCCCCGCCAGCUCCCAGCAUCCUUCUGUGAUGCUAGUGAUGAUGAAUUCUACGAUGCAUUCUCAGGAUCAGGAGGGUCGCCCAGGUCCUUUGUCAGCCUAGAGGAAGACAACAGUCCUACAAGUAGUAGUCCACAGUAUGGGACAUGCAGACAUACUUGCAAACAAGAACAACAAAAACUAGACAGUGCUGCACAGAUUGUAGAGAUGUCAGCCAGUGCAUCCACAACCUACAGGAACUGCCUCCCAGCUCCUGCAUUUGACAAAGAUGACUUCAGUGUGUGGACCAUUCUGAAGCAAUGCAUUGGCAAGGAGCUGUCCAAGAUUACCAUGCCUGUGGUGUUCAAUGAGCCCCUGAGCUUCCUGCAGAGGUUAUGUGAGUACAUGGACUACUCCUACCUGUUGGAUAAGGCCAGUGCCAGUGAGGACUCUCUGGUCAGAUUGCAGUAUGUGACAGCUUUUGCAGUGUCUGCAUGUUCCUCCAAUGAACACAGACUAAGUAAACCAUUCAAUCCCCUGCUGGGAGAAACAUAUGAACUUGACAGACCAGACCUAGGAUUCAGAAUAGUUGCAGAACAGGUCAGCCACCACCCUCCCAUCAGUGCCUUCUAUGCAGAGGGCAAACAAUGGCUGUUCCAUGGCUCUGUUCAUCCCAAACUCAAGUUCUGGGGAAAAAGUGUCGAGAUCCAACCCAAAGGAAUGAUCACAGUAGAGUUACCAAGCCACGGUGAGGUCUACACCUGGCAGAAUGUCAACAGUUGUGUUCACAACAUCAUCGUGGGCAAGCUGUGGAUAGAACAGUAUGGAGAAAUGGAGGUGAAGAAUCACAACACUGCUGAAAGAGUCAUUCUGAACUUCCGCCCCAGUGGAUGGUUUGGCAAGGAACUGCACAAAAUAGAUGGCUAUGUUUAUGACAAAGAAAAGAACAAGAGAAGAGGUCUGUAUGGCAGGUGGACAGAGAACAUGUACAGUGUGGAUGUGGAGCUGUUUGAGGAUAUGAAGAGGAAAGCAAAGGAGAAGAAGAAGGGUAAAAAGGAAACUUCGCCAUCUCCAACCAAGCUAUUCAGAAGGAAUGGUACUUCCAGCAAUCCACCUCAGGACAGUGCAGAUGGAGCAGUGGGAGAAGAAGAGGUGAGACUCCCAGUGUCUCCCUCUGAAGAGGCUGACCAGCACAGUCCUGAUGAGGAGAACAUGAAAGAGAUGCUGGACCAUCCUGACUCCAGCCAACUGUGGCAGGUGGUACCUCGCCCUGACCACUCAAAACAGGCACAGACUAAUGAAAACUGUCUACUUUGGUGGGCUGAAACCAAAAGUCAGCAUGCUUCAAAGUACUUCCACUUUACCAACUUUGCCAUGACCCUGAAUGAACUGUUGGAGGGGAUGGAUGAACAACUCCCAUCCACAGACUGUAGGUUUCGUCCUGACAUCAGGCUGCUGGAAUCAGGAGACUUAGAUAAAGCAGCCCAGGAGAAAAAUAGACUGGAAGAGAAGCAGAGAGCAGCCAGGAAACUCCGCAUCAAACAGAAGCAACAGUGGACACCUAGAUGGUUCCAUCAGGGUACCCACCCUGGGACCAGGGAGACAGACUGGACCUACUCUGGAGGGUACUGGGAAAGGGACUAUAGAUCUAAGGACUUACCAGACAUCUUCUGAUAGGAGAAGAAACCACUAUAGAAGUGUGGUGAACUUCACAGCAAGAUGAGACACUGCAGAUUGAAGCUCCAUGCAGCUGAACACAUUAUUGUAGUGAGUUAACAGCAAAGAUGAAAAUCUUGUCAUUGAAUGGUGGAAGGUUUCCAGAGGGAAGAUAUAGAACUCAUGGAUAGGUAUAGAACUACAGUUGACUGUAUGUAUUUAUGCCUAAAAGCAUUUACUCAAGCAACUGGAUAUGAUUUUGGAAACUUCAUUUCAUAUUUCAAAAUUUCAUAUCCAGUUGCUUGAGUAACUGCUUUAACCUGAAUGUCUAACCUUCAGCGAUGUAACUAAGUAUCUACAUGCAGGCUUUGAUACCAUCCAAGAAAGCAUUAUUGCAGUUAGUCAGCAGCCAUGAGUCAUUGCACUUUGUCAUACACUAGGGGUGGGGACCGAACAUCUUUCCGGUACAAAAUUGGUUUGUCUUAAUCGACUGGUCUGAAAAAAACGGACAUGAAAAAAAUUAGUGGACCAAAUCUAGGACCAAUUAGAAAAUGAACACAGUCACAAUAUUGGCAGGUGUCCACACAUUUGGUGCUUAGCAAUCCAAGAAAAUAAUGAGCAAAGUAGAGUUUACAGUCGUUUCUACAGUCAAAUGACAGAAGCAGCUUUGUUUUUGUUUGCAUGAAGAUGGGAUUUUAAACCACCAGUGAGAUUCAGAUACUCCACCAAACAGAUUAUAUCAAAAUGGACCAUUGUUUGAAUACCGGUACUGACAUUUCACAAGUUUUCACAGACAAUCAGGUCUAGGCUUAGGUCCUGAUCUGAACCUGACCCUGUGGACCAUAACCAGACCUGUACCUUUUCUGUACCGGUACCCACCCCUAUCAUACAUAAUUAUACAUUGUCAUCUCACAUACAUGUAUAUGGUCCCUGCAGGGGCAAUCUGAUUUAUGUACACAUGUAAGUUCCUUUCUUUGGGUUAUAUCAAAACUAAAGCUGAACCUGACAGUUCAUUGUACAAUAAUCACAUGUAUCUACAUGUACAGGUAAGCUUUGGUAUUAAACUAUGUAAGAAUGAUCCAUUGACAUCAUAAUAUCAAUUGAUUUUUAUUACCUUGUUUCUUUCAAGAACUACAGGGUCAUAGGCAUGGACAGUUCAGAAAUGACAAUGACAUCAGUUUCUUCCAUCCAGUAUUCUAAAUAUUUGCACCAAGAUACUUCAGUCUGUAGACUAAAUUGUUCUGAUUAUGAAUAUUAUCAACUAGUUUGACAGAUUAAUAUUUCUUUCUCAUGUCAAAGUAAAGAAAAACUACAUCUGCAAGUGACAACACAGGUCUUUCUUAUGGCAGUUCAUCAUGGCAGAACUUUAAAUCUAGCAAAUAUCUAGCCUUCCAAAAUCACAAAAUUUAAAGUAAAAAAGUUUUAUGUUUUAUGACAAAUUAAUAUCAUUUUAUUUUUGUUACUAAGGCAUACACCUGCUAGAUGAUGACAUGCUUUUCAUCACCAUCUUUAGUCAGCCUCUGACUUUCCCAUGUUGUGUCUCCACCUUGGGACAGCAGGGUGGACGUCUCCAACCUGUCUCCGAUGCAGUCGCUCUACUCCGGGAUGUCUAUUUCCAGUUCUUAUCCUUUCUUCUCAACCAGAUGAUGAAGCUAUACUUCUUUACUUCCUCAGCAAGAUGCUUCUAGACCUUUCCUUGGAUCUGUAGAUCUCGGCAGUGCAAAGUGCAAACUGUGCCCAGGGCUCGAAAUACUGGGUGCAUGUGCACCCAAAAUUGGAGCUGUGCACCCAAUUAUUUUCUGUGGGUGCACAGGGUGCACCCAAAGAUUUUGUUGGGUUUAUGUAUGGAAAUAUAUCAAAGUGUACUAGUAUACAUCAUAUUCUUGACAUCUAAGGGUUAGGCCAUGUUGAUUUGAUUAUAUGGAUGACAUCCGCGCUCGCACCAAUUUUCGGCCAUUUAAAAAAAAAAAAAAAGUUUUCAACCACACAGUAAAUUGUGCAAAGCGGCUGUAAAAUUAGCACAUAUAUACCGUAGACUGAAGAAAAAAGUAUCAGAAAACAGAUAACUAAUGCCAAAAUAAAUCUACAGUCAAAGAAUAAGGCAACACCAAUUUUUUUUUUGUUUCUCGGAUUUCCAGACCGUUUUUCUUUUUGAUUU
Molecule: messenger RNA, 5590 nt
Organism: Branchiostoma floridae (Florida lancelet)
Lineage: Eukaryota; Metazoa; Chordata; Leptocardii; Amphioxiformes; Branchiostomatidae
Product: oxysterol-binding protein-related protein 1-like
Exons: 28
Coding region: 349-3450 (1033 amino acids)
Cellular component (GO): intracellular membrane-bounded organelle; membrane; cytosol
Molecular function (GO): cholesterol binding; protein binding
Source: RefSeq, a predicted model, not a curated record